ACAGGAGAGUUUUUUAUCUGAAAGGGAGGGAGCCCUGACACAUUCAGACAUUUCACAUUAGUGCACACCAUGUACUUUGCUCUGAUCUGCUAACCCUCAUUUCUUGAUCCAUGGAACAUCAUCAGCCUUAUGCCAAUGCUCCUUAUAUAUCCCCUCCUAACAACAUACCUGGAAGCCAUGGAACCUUCUACCAACCAUACAGCAUCCAGCCAGGGGUACCACCUACCCACUAUAUUAUAGACAGACCUCCAACACGCAAGCUUCCAUUUCUUUCUUUCUUUUCAAAUCGUGGCAUGAAUGCUGCUGUUAUUUUGAUCGGGAUCAUUGUGGUUGCUGGACUUGCUCUGAUCGCUGCAUAUAAACUGAAUGCAUUUCAUACUACACCAUCAAACUCGAUUCCCAGAGAAAAAUGCCUCUCUAACGUGACUCUAUGCAAUGGAGUGGCCGAGUGCGAACGAGGAGGGGAUGAGAUGGGAUGUGCGAGAUUUCUAUGGGACAAUUCCAUGGUCGAAGUCAUGUCCCGCAAAAAGGAAAACUUGUGGUUACCUGUGUGUUACAACGAAUACAGUUCAGACUUUCCCUCCUUUGUGUGCCAGCGCUAUGGAUUUGAAGGGACUCCUGCAACAGCUCCAGUGUAUUUCGCUUCGAAUGAGGCACUGCACAGUACCGGGAUACAGAACACCAUCCAGGGAAGCCUGCAAAGUACAACUUGUGCCAAUGGCCAGUACUUGUCCCUGAGGUGUUUAGACUGUGGCAAAAGAAUGGCAAACAGGAUUAUUGGAGGGGUCUCAGCAAAACUUGGGGAUUAUCCUUGGCAGGUCAGUCUGCAUCAAAGGGCUGGAAACAGAUUUGCCCAUGUUUGUGGCGGAACUAUCAUCAACAACAAAUGGGUUGCCACUGCCACCCACUGUUUCCAAGAAACUGUAGAUCCCGCCAACUGGAGAGUGUAUGCAGGGAUUAUUAAUCAGCAUAAUCUGAACGCAAUGCAUACUGUCACAGUCAUUGUUAGAAAUGAGAAUUACAAUUCAGACACUGAUGAUUUUGAUAUGGCCUUGAUGAAGAUGAAGCAGCCGUUCAUAUUCACAGCUGCCAUUCAGCCAGCCUGCUUACCAAUGAUGAACCAAAAUUUUGGUCAAAAUGACAUCUGCUUUAUUUCUGGAUUUGGCAAAACCAUACAAAGUUCUGAUGAAGGUUCACAAUAUCUGAUGCAGGCACAAGUCCAUGUUAUCCCAACAUCAGUGUGCAACAAAGUAAAUGUAUAUAAUGGAGCAAUCACUCCAAGGAUGAUGUGUGCUGGUUACCUACAAGGGCAAAUUGACUCUUGUCAGGGGGACAGUGGAGGACCACUGGUGUGCCAGCAAGGCGGAAUCUGGUACCUGGCAGGAGUUACAAGCUGGGGAAGUGGCUGUGGGCAGGCCAACAAACCUGGGGUGUACAGCAAUGUCAAUGCUUUCCUUCAAUGGAUAUACAAACAAAUAGAGCUGGAGCGAAAUUCAUGACCACAGAAGAAAGCCCUGCGGAAGGAAGAAGAGCGUGAUGUUCAUAUAUGGCUAUAUUCAUAUCAGAAACUUGCCAGUGAAAGGUGUCAAGGAAGAGUUAAAUAUCAAGGCAAUCCCAAGUGCCCAGAGGCAUCAGAGGGUUGACUGGGUGUUCUUACUGAUGUUUACAAAUAGUUCCUUUAAUGUCUUUGUUUAAAGUAAUAUUUUUUACUAAAAGAAUAUUGUCCCUUAGUGAAAGUGGAGAGAUUUCCCAUACUUUCAGGAAAUAUCUGUAGCCAGUGGCAUAAUGAUCCUUUGACAGGACACCCCUACAAAUGAAAAUUUUAAAGCUCCUUCCCUGCAACAUUGACUGACACCCCACCUGUGUGUGUGUCUGGCAGCUGGGAUACAGGGGCCCCUAUUUUCCCCUGGACCCCCACACCCAGUCAUUGGAUCUGAAUGGUAGUUAUGCCGCUGUCCCCAAUGGUAUUAUGUGUCCUUGCACAGGUAUGAUCAUAGUGAAGGCACAGCAAUAGCGAUGAGCUGACACCCCACCUGUGUGUGUGUCUGGCAGCUGGGAUACAGGGGCCCCUAUUUUCCCCUGGACCCCCACACCCAGUCAUUGGAUCUGAAUGGUAGUUAUGCUGCUGUCCCCAAUGGUAUUAUGUGUCCUUGCACAGGUAUGAUCAUAGUGAAGGCACAGCAAUAGCGAUGAGCAAAUUUUAUGGCGAAGCAAAACGGGACAGAUUCGCUCAUCACUACACAGCAAGAUGCUUUCAUUCUAUAUAGACAUUUAAGAUAUACGCAUAAAAUGCAGAUUUACAGAUCAGGAAACUAAAUUAAAUUUGGAAAAAAUACAACAGGAUCUCACAUUCCAUGAUACAUAGCUCUGUUGCCACUCGCCACUGUUGGCAAGACCUAAAAUAAAUUGCCAGAUAUUUUGUUACUACUGGAGGGUGCCAUAUUGUUGAGCAAUGGUCAGGCCAAAAUCUAAGCAUUUGUUUUUUUUAUGUCUACAUUUAUUCACUUAUUUAAAAUUGUGGCCAAAAUGUAAUUUAUACUGAACACUAUAAUGUUAUUUGCCUCAGUUGGAUGAUGGCUCAUUUAUCUGGAUAUUAAAAAUGAUACAGUGA
Xenopus tropicalis (tropical clawed frog) is the source of this 2611-nucleotide messenger RNA. It is a transcript of the gene tmprss13, whose product is annotated as transmembrane serine protease 13. Gene Ontology annotation, biological process: proteolysis. The record is from RefSeq and is a predicted model, not a curated record. The transcript is spliced from 13 exons. Gene Ontology annotation, molecular function: peptidase activity; hydrolase activity; serine-type endopeptidase activity. Gene Ontology annotation, cellular component: membrane. Bases 111 to 1499 code for a protein of 462 amino acids. Lineage: Eukaryota; Metazoa; Chordata; Amphibia; Anura; Pipidae.